Molecule: messenger RNA, 2284 nt
Organism: Diprion similis
Lineage: Eukaryota; Metazoa; Arthropoda; Insecta; Hymenoptera; Diprionidae
Product: la-related protein Larp4B-like
Exons: 4
Coding region: 35-1996 (653 amino acids)
Source: RefSeq, a predicted model, not a curated record
UCUACGCUGUCACUCCCAAGGACCCAAACCCAUAAUGAAGAUGCGGACGCUACCGCACCGGUCUGCGCUCCUGAGCAUCUUGGCUCUCACGAUCCUGACAGGAUUCGUCGGCUCCUCAGGGGCCCAAAGCCAUUGCCUUGAUCCAUCGUACGCGCAGUCCAGAAGGCGAUCAACAACGCGAACCGUCAAGACUCCCGAAGCCACGAAUCAACCGGCAGUCACAACGUCCGUUGCUUACGAGCCACAGCGUAUGUACAGCACAAGAAUACAGCGAAGGAUUGCAUCUCCUGCCGCAACGCCAGUCCGCCAAUUAAAAACUACGCGAGUUCAUACCACCGUUCGGCCGGAUGUCACAACUACAGUUGCUUACGAGCCACAACGAAUGUCGAGCAUGAGAGUACAUCGGAGAAUCGCAUCCCCCACUGAAUCUCCUGCUCAGCAAUUAUUGACUACGUUGAAUCCUGACGUCAUCGGAAGUGCCUCGAAGCCGGUUGCCAGGAGGAUGCGGAAGUCCAAGAAGCAGAACAACGCCGCCAUGAUCGACGAGGCAUCAUCCUUGGUCUCGGUCGCUACUGCUCCUCGGAUCAACGAUCUCGUGCAUCCUGCACCGUCCACCUUAUCCAGACGGCAUUUAGGCCAGGAUGCGAUGGCUGGACAGCACCGUCGAGUAGCUCCGAGGGAACAGCCGAGUCCCUUCAACAUGAAUCAGUAUCUUGGAUUACCUAGGUCCAGUCCGACGGUCCGCGAUUCGUUCAUCCGAACGACAACCACGCUACCGCAGUUGCAGAAUCUUGUUACCGAACUUAAUCCUCGUACAUUGGCGGCGUACACCUUGCCCGUGACUUCCUACGAGCAGACUUCGAUACCACUUCUGCAGAAUACCGCUUCCAAUGACGCCAUACAGGCAACAGUUACACCGUUCGUAUCCAGAGGUACUGUUCGACAUCGUGACGAGGUCACUGAGCCUACGAAAAGUUUCGCCAAGUUACAAAUUGAUCUUGAUCAUCAAGGGGAGAGUAAGCACAACGAGGGACGGUUAGAUAACAAAAGUGAUGAUUCCACUGCUACUGACACCGUCAAAGAGGCUCCGAUGGAGGACGCCUCCGAUUCGGCCAAUGUAGAGCAUCUAGGAUACAGCUACGCAGGUGCUGACGACAGUGAAGAAGAAAUGCAAGCUGAAAAUUAUAAGGUUCACGAAAAUACCCACAAAGACCCAAAAGGGGGCAGCGGAGGUCAUGGUGGAGGUAAAAAAGGAGGCGGGGGACAUGGUGGAGGUGGCGGAGGUAAAGGUGACGGAGGUGAUCAUAAAUUCGAAAAAGGGGGUGGCGAAGAGCACAAAGACCACCAUCACGAAUCCCACGGUCAAUCGGGUGAAAAGAACUACAAAGGGCACCACGAGUACGACAAGGGGGAGAAAGGUCACCACGACAAAGAACAGCACAACGGUCACUACGCCGAGAAGAAGGGUGAUGAAAAGAAGCACCACGCCGAGAGCGGAUACCACGGGGAGCAUCACCAUGGCGAAAAGGGAGUCAAAGAGGCAAACUUCGGCGAGAAGGGCGAGCAUCAAAAGGGACACAGUACGAAAGGGGAACAUUCUAUCCACAAAAAGGACGAGUACGAGAAGAAAACGGAAUUCUUCGACGAGUUCCACGAGGAUGGAGGUAACGAGAAGCAUGGUGAAUUCCAUCACGAGCACGAGUCGAAGAAGGGAGGCCACGAGAAGUCUUCCCACCUCGACGCCGCUGAGCACGAGGAGAAACACGGCAAAGAGCACAAACACGACAAGGGUCACCAUUACCACGAAGACAAGGGACACAAAGAGGCCCAAGGGCAUGAGGCCCACCACAAACACGACGACAAGUACGGCAAGAAAGAGGCCCACGAGGAAGGGAAAAAAUGGGCAUUCAAAAAGGGUGACGACGGGGCCGGAGGCGGCGGUGGGAAGAAGGAGGGAGGCGAUGGAAAAAAGAAGGACGGCGGUGGUCACCACUGAGGAUCACCGUGAUCCAAAAAAUUAUUAAUCCCAUAUCGAAUUCAAUGAGGAGCCUGAAGUGAUCAGGAGAAAUUGACUACAAGAGGCAUCGAAUCGUCGGACGAAGCGGACUUGUGCGAUUGUUGAAAGUAGCUUUGAUUCCGUUUCUUUGUUUCAUUUUGUUGCCGAUUUUUCUACACAUGUGAACACCAAGUCGAAGCUCGAGGAAUUAAAUGUCGGCUGGACGAAAAUCGGCUGCGGUGUUGACGCACACUCACGUAAUGCGUACAUAACACGUAUAUAUCCGAU